Messenger RNA from Aspergillus versicolor CBS 583.65, 1462 nucleotides. RefSeq lists its product as uncharacterized. The transcript is spliced from 2 exons. The coding region runs from base 192 to 1268 and encodes 358 amino acids. The record is from RefSeq and is a predicted model, not a curated record. NCBI's taxonomy places the organism in Eukaryota, Fungi, Ascomycota, Eurotiomycetes, Eurotiales, Aspergillaceae.
CCCAGUCAAGUGGGUCGAAGGAACGAAUCUCGCUCGUGGCUGCAAAUAGGAAAAGUAAUCGCUGGCCCCUCUAAUCACGUUUUUACACUGGUGGGGGCUAGGGAUGGAGGAUUCCAUGGCUUGAAGUGCUGAUUCCCACCUGAAGUGAUCUGACUGUCUUGGUCCAUAGUAGAAUCGAACACCCUUCGUCCAUGAUAGCAGAAGACAUGGCUGACACUGCCCUCGAGAACCCACCGAUUCACUAUCGGUCCAUCCUCCUCUUUAUCGGGUACCUCUCUCUAAUAACUUCCUUGGCUUUACGGUGCUGCCGCACCAUCUAUUCCCGGUAUCAGGCACGGCAGAGGAACAAUGACUGGGCCAAUAGCCAGCGGCGAACGCACCUGUUUCUAUUUCUCUUCCUGGCUGCUAUGAGUCUUGGUACUACAUGGUACUACAUGAUCUCGCUAUUUAUCCGCACGUACGACAAUUGGGCGACCAGCCCGCAGGGAUUUCCGUAUGCAACCGAAGAGACGCCUCUCAUUACCCGCAUGGGCCUCUGGUUGUACAAUACGUACAUCUUCCAAGAGGCCUGGGAAACGGUGUCUGAGACUCCAGCCCGAGUCUGGUGGAGUGGUCAGAUCUUUGGAUGGACGAUUGGCUGGAGUCUUUUCCUGGCUAUCACAGGUCGGAGAUAUCGCAUACCCUAUGUUUGGGUUUUUAUGCUUCUGGCCCAGGCUGUCAGUGUCGCAUUUUCUGCAAAUCUUUUCUUUGCUGCAAUUACUGUAUCUGCACGACCUGACGAGAAGAAUGUUUCCUUUUCAUGGUACCCACCGCUACUCUAUGAAGCCGUCCCGGUUGUGCUCUCGCUUCUCGACACCCUCGCCGUCCCUAUAUAUGCGUACCAGAAAAGUUUUAUGCUGGUCCUACUCGCGCCUCACUUUUUGGUCUUUGUCCCUUGCCUAUUGGGCCCAGGAGGCUCCUCGCCGGUGCCCACUGAAAAGUCGGAGGGACAACGACAACUUGCUACCUGUACCCAACGCUAUGUUGUCUUUAUGAAGUGGGUGGCGGCAGCUUCGAUUCUUUUACAGGCCUACUUGACUUUCCUGGCGUCGGAAGAACUCGGCACGGACCUGUCUUAUGGCGAGUUCGCGAAGAAGUUAUGGGACACUGUAUAUGUUCACCCUGCUUGCAGUAGUGUCAGCUGGGAUGCAAUCAUGUGUGCUGUAAGUGCAUUCUUCUGGGCAUUCGUGCAUGAUUUCAACACGGAUAAGAUGGUUGGUGGACAGUGAUCGAGGUGGGUGGAUGUUGUUAUAUCAUACGUACACAUCAUAUAUAUAGGCAAGCACGUCACGCACGUUUACUGCCAAAAGCCUGUUGGAAACUGAGGGAUGGAGACUCAAAUAAAUAAAAUAUGUAUAUAUUGUCUUGGGUAGUCGAUGUUAUAUAACCUAGCAACCAUAGAUAGAAUCUAAUGAUAUUCUUG